Molecule: messenger RNA, 1236 nt
Organism: Klebsormidium nitens
Lineage: Eukaryota; Viridiplantae; Streptophyta; Klebsormidiophyceae; Klebsormidiales; Klebsormidiaceae
Source: the annotation of a GenBank genome assembly
AUGGGUUCUCCGCUUGCGGCUUCACUAAUUCGGUCCAGAGUUGUUGGAAGCUGCAGGUGGCAGUGGAAUCUAUCAAGCAAACCUGGGAAAGCUCACGCGUCCCCUGCUCGGAGCGCCGUGCUGCCACCAUCAAUAAGGCCGGUGCCCAGGCGACCCCACAGGCCUUUGUCCUUCAGCCGCAUCAACCGCGAGAGGGGCCUCGACAGACCCGUCACUGCCGGGUAUCAAGCAUCCUUGACCCGCACGACAGCUGGUGCUACCACCAUUUCUGGCCGCACUGCUCCGCUGGCUCCGAUGGGCAGCCCUCGCGGCAGCUGUGUCUCGAGGCUGGUGGUGGACUUUGAUUCUACGUGCACACAGCGUGACACCACUGCCCUGUACGGAGAACUAGCGGCAGAGGAGGCGGAGGCGCGGAAUGAUCUUGAGAGAGGGGCGGCGAUCCGGCAGGCCUGGAAAGAAGCGGGGCUGGCGUACAUGGAGCAGUACGACAAGGCCAUGGCCCUGGCACUGCAGGAGGCCCCCCAGCGCCGUGAGGCAUUUGACCUGCCUGCCCUGCGGCGCUUCCUGGCGGCCAUGUCUGUCAUGGAGCAGGCCAGCAUGGACGACCUGGUGCGCAACAAGCUGCUGGCAGGCGUCUCCCGCCCCGCCAUUGCGGACGCCGUCAGGGCGGGGCGUGUUCCCCUGCAGGAGGGCUGCCUGCGCGUGCUGCACCGCUGUGCUCAUGACAAAAUCGCUGUGUCCGUCCUCUCCGUGAACCCCUCCCGAGAGCUCCUCUCUGCGGCCCUGCACCUGGACGCCUGGCCAGCUGUUACGCCCCCUCCUGAGAUUUUGAGCAACGAGCUGGAACAGCAGGGCGAGGUCUCUACUGGGGCCCUCUCGGGGGGCAUCCACACGCCCCUCCACAAGGAGGCCUGCUUCGAACGGCUGGCCUCCGCAGCUGCGCCCCCCGGCGCCUCUCCUCCAAGUGCGAGGAAGCCCGCCGAGUCACAGGGCCUGACUGUGUACGUUGGCGACAGCGUGACGGACCUGCUGCCCCUGGUCAGCGCAGAUCUGGGCGUGCUGCUGGGCUGCAGCGCCAGCGCUGAGCGCGUCUGCCGUGCGUUUGGGGUCACCCUCCAGGCCGUCCCCGAGUUUCUGGCACAGCAUCAGGACCGCCCAGUGGAGAGCCGCAGGGGCACGGGCCGCCUGCUCCAGGCCCAGUCCUGGUCGAGAAGGCGGCAGGGCAGGCGCCCAUAG